AUGCGGCUGUUUGCCUACGAAAACGCCAAGCUGUAUAAAGAGAAAACAAAGAAGUGGCAUGAUCAAAGAAUUAAGGAGCGGGUGUUUGAGAAGAACCAGAAGGUCUUGUUGUUUAAUUCCAGGUUGAAACUGUUUCCUGGCAAGCUAAAAUCCCGUUGGUCGGGUCCCUUCACAGUGACUGAAGUCUACCCUUUUGGAGCUGUUUUAGUUCGAGAAGAUCAGUCCAGGAGGGAGUUCAAAGUUAACGGGCAAAGGCUGAAGCACUACUGGGGUGGGGAGGUCGAUAGAGAAAAGACCUCUGUCAGUCUGAAGGAUGCUUGA
Messenger RNA from Humulus lupulus (European hop), 321 nucleotides. RefSeq lists its product as uncharacterized. The coding region runs from base 1 to 321 and encodes 106 amino acids. NCBI's taxonomy places the organism in Eukaryota, Viridiplantae, Streptophyta, Magnoliopsida, Rosales, Cannabaceae. The record is from RefSeq and is a predicted model, not a curated record. The transcript has a single exon.